Chenopodium quinoa (quinoa) is the source of this 990-nucleotide messenger RNA. Its product is annotated as peroxidase 60-like. The coding region runs from base 326 to 694 and encodes 122 amino acids. Gene Ontology annotation, molecular function: peroxidase activity; heme binding. Lineage: Eukaryota; Viridiplantae; Streptophyta; Magnoliopsida; Caryophyllales; Amaranthaceae. The record is from RefSeq and is a predicted model, not a curated record. Gene Ontology annotation, cellular component: plant-type cell wall; plasmodesma. Gene Ontology annotation, biological process: response to oxidative stress. The transcript has 2 exons.
AUCAAUUGUGACUCACCAGUCGGAAAUUCCUGGGUCCGCCACUGAUUAUAACAAUAUACUUCAUAUGAUACUAGAAUACAACCUUGUCUAAGAUUAAAAUAUAUCAAGAAUAAGACCAUGCAAAUUAUAAGUCCAGCCACUUCAAGAUUCUUUACGUCCAGCAGCCCUAGAUGGCCAUAUUCCUUAGAAGAUUAAAGCUUUGGCUUCAUUAUAAAUACCUACCUUGUAAAACAUACUUAAGAUAGUAAAUAAAAAUAAGGAAAAAAUAAAAUAAAAAUGAGGCUCACUUCGUCCUCUUUGAUGCUUCCUCUUAAGGCUCAUCCUAAUGACCCUCGUUGGUCAAUGUUAUGGAAAUGAUAAGCUAAAGGUUGGGUUUUACAAUGGGAAGUGUGGAGCACACAAUAUCGAGGAAUUCAUAUUUAAAGUUGUUCAACAGAAGAUUAGGGAAGAUCCUGAUAUUGUGUCUGAUCUUAUUCGUCUAUCAUUCCAUGACUGCUUUGUUAGGGGUUGUGAUGCAUCGAUUUUGCUCGAGGGAAAACAUACUGAGCAAAUGGCACGAGUAAAUAAACGUCUUGGUGGAAUUGAGGAUGUUGGUGAAAUAAAGAAGGUCGUGGAGAAAGUUUGCCCAGGAGUUGUCUCUUGUACAGAUGUUCUAGUUAUAGCUGCUAGAGCUGCUGUUUUCUUAGUAAGUUAGUUUUAUUGUCACGUAUUUGGUUUUUAUUAUCUUAUUUUCCCACUUUUGAAGUACAACUACUUAUAAAGUUAAUUAAUGUAAUUAAGUGAUUGUUUGUGUGAUUAUUAUAUGAUUAUUAUAUAUGUAAUGUGUAGGGUGGAGGAAAAUGGUAUGAAGUAGAAACUGGAAGAAGAGAUGGACGUGUAUCUUUAAGCAAAGAAGCAGAAGCAAUCCUUCCACCUCCAACAAUUCCAGUUCGCAAAGCCAUUCAAUUGUUUGCUAAAAAAGGGCUUAAUAAGCGUGACUUUGUUGUGCUU